Molecule: messenger RNA, 243 nt
Organism: Zymoseptoria tritici IPO323
Lineage: Eukaryota; Fungi; Ascomycota; Dothideomycetes; Mycosphaerellales; Mycosphaerellaceae
Exons: 3
Coding region: 1-243 (80 amino acids)
Source: RefSeq, a predicted model, not a curated record
AUGUCUGACUACAAGCCAACUGAGCACGACGGUCUCCGCAAGGACGGCCAGCCAGACAAGCGUGUCGGCACUGGCGAGUUCGCCCAGGGCAAGGUCGACCCAGUCGAGGCCGGAAAGAAGGGUGGCAACACCUCAGGAGGCAGCGAUGACAGCUCCGAGGGCGGCGAGAGCGGCGGCAAGGGACAGUUCGCUGGCGGCAAGGUCGACCCAGUGGAGGCUGGCAGGAAGGGCGGAAACUCUUAG